This is a messenger RNA of Marmota monax (woodchuck), 1228 nucleotides long. Its product is annotated as taste receptor type 2 member 3-like. The transcript has a single exon. Gene Ontology annotation, cellular component: membrane. NCBI's taxonomy places the organism in Eukaryota, Metazoa, Chordata, Mammalia, Rodentia, Sciuridae. The record is from RefSeq and is a predicted model, not a curated record. Gene Ontology annotation, molecular function: G protein-coupled receptor activity; bitter taste receptor activity. Gene Ontology annotation, biological process: detection of chemical stimulus involved in sensory perception of bitter taste; sensory perception of taste; G protein-coupled receptor signaling pathway.
ACUACUCUAUUUGCAUUUCAGCAAAGAGCUGCUGAGUUUAGGUUCAUAGAUUGAAGUGACAGUGCAUGUCAUGUGUGAAGAGAGCAGAGCAACCUGACAGCCAGAGAGGACUCAGUCAACUGUGCUGAAUGGCAGACAACUUGGGCAGAGACCACAGACAGGGACAGCGAAGCAAGCUGUAGACAGGAUAGAUUCUCAGAAAGAAACUUGAAAUCAGCAAGGAAACUACAUACAUCCACAGAAAAGCAAAGAUCGGGGCUGCCUACUUGCUGAAAUGAUGGGAGCCGUUGAGGGGGUAUUUCUGGUUCUGAUGAUCACCCAGUUCAUUCUUGGAAAUCUGGGGAAUGGUUUCAUUGGUUUGGUCAAUGGCAGACGCUUGUUCAGGAGCAAGAGAGUCUCUUUAUCUGACUUCAUCAUCACCAGCCUGGCCCUCUCCAAGAUUGUUCUGCUGUGGAUUUUCUUGAUUGAUGGUGUUUUGAUAACAUUCUCUUACAAAAUGCAUGAUUCAGGAACAGUAAUGCAAAUUAUUGAUAUUUUCUGGACAUUUACAAACCACCUAAGCACAUGGCUUAUCACCUGCCUUGGUGUCCUCUACUGCCUGAAAAUCGCCAGGUUCUCCCACCCAACAUUCCUCUGGCUCAAGUGGAGGGUUUCCAGGGUGGUUGUAUGGAUGCUGUUGGGUACACUGCUUUUGUCAUGUUGCAGUACCAUGUCUCUGAUCAAUGAAUUUAAGAUCAAUUCUGUGCUCUGUGGAAUUGAUAGCACAGGUAAUGUGACUGAGCACUUCAGAGAGAAGAGAAGUGAAUAUCAUCUGAUCCACUUUCUUUGGAUUCUGUGGCAUGUCCCUCCCUUAAAUGUGUCCCUGACUGCCUAUGUUCUGCUCAUUCUCUCUCUGCGGAGACUCACAUGGCAGAUGCAGCAAAAUUGUACCAGUUCUAGAGAUCCAAGUACUGAGGCCCACUAGAGGGCUACCAGGAUUAUCCUGUCCUUCCUGCUUCUCUUCCUACUUUAUACUCUUUCCUUUAUAAUUUUGUCAUUCAGUUGUCUCCUACCAGAUACUAAAGUGGCUCAGAUGAUUGGUGAAAUAUUUACAAUGUUUUAUCUUGUUGGCCACUCAUUUGUUCUCAUUCUGUGGAACAACAAGCUGAAACAGACAUUUAUGGCAAUACUCCCUUAUAAGUCUGGUCAUCUGAAGCCUGGGCCUAAGGGACCUUCUCCCCAUAGUUAG